Capsella rubella is the source of this 2520-nucleotide messenger RNA. RefSeq lists its product as uncharacterized. The coding region runs from base 1 to 2520 and encodes 839 amino acids. NCBI's taxonomy places the organism in Eukaryota, Viridiplantae, Streptophyta, Magnoliopsida, Brassicales, Brassicaceae. The transcript has a single exon. The record is from RefSeq and is a predicted model, not a curated record.
AUGGUGAACGCAAUCCCGAAGCCUAUCAAGGACAUAUGGGACGUAUGGAGUAUCAGAAGUACCUUAAUAUUCAGUCUCAGUCUUCAAACAUUUCUCAUUUUCUUUGCACCCCAAAGAAAACGCUCAUCAAAAACGUUGUUUCUCUCUCUCAUUUGGUCAGCUUACCUUCUUGCUGAUUGGGCAGCCAAUUUCGCCGCCGGGCAAAUCUCAGAUAGUCAAGGAGACGAUCCAGAACCGGGGGAACCCAAAAAGAGCGCCGAAUUGUUAGCUUUCUGGGUUCCUUUCUUGCUGUUGCAUCUCGGUGGUCCAGAUACAAUCACUGCCCUUGCCCUUGAAGAUAACGAGUUAUGGCUCAGGCAUUUGUUGGGUCUCUUCUUUCAAGCAGUUGCAACAAUUUACGUGCUUUUGCAAUCCCUACCCAAUGCUCUUUGGAAACCCAUUUUGCUGGUGUUUUCGGCCGGAGUGAUCAAGUAUGUUGAGAGGACAUUAGCUUUGUACCUGGCCAGUCUUGACAAGUUCAAGGAUUCCAUGAUUAAGCGGCCUGAUCCUGGACCAAACUACGCGAAGCUCAUGGAGGAAUAUGCAGCCAAGAAAGAUAUGAAGGUGCCUGCACAGAUUAUCAUGAUUGAAGAGGCUGAGAAAGAUCCAAAAGCUGACGUUGACGUUAGGCCUGAGAUCCUCACUCCACUCAAUAUUCUCCAGUAUGCUUAUAAGAACUUCAAUAUUUUCAAAGGUCUUGUGGUUGAUCUCAUCUAUACAUUUCAAGAACUAGCUGAAAGCAAGAGAUUCUUUAGCUCGUUGAGAGCAGAUGAAGCUCUAAGAAUCUUGGAGGUUGAACUCAACUUUUUAUAUGAAGCUCUGUACACGAAAGCCGAGAUCUUGCAUAAUUGGAUAGGAUUUAGCUUCAGGUUCAUUGCCCUGGGGUGCCUUAUAGCAGCUCUCCGCAUCUUUCAAUACAAGAACAAGAACGACUAUGGUGGAUUUGAUGUUGGCCUUACUUACGCAUUGCUGUUAGGAGGAAUAGCUCUGGAUUGCAUCGCUCUAAUCAUGUUCUGUGCAUCUGACUGGAUGUUUGUUAGACUCAGGAAGAUGAAAGACGAGGCGGACGAUAAAGACACCAAGUUCGACGACAUUCUUAAUUGGAUUCUUGAAUGGGUUCUUGGGGUCAGGGAGUUGAAGACGGAGAAAUACUACCAAUGCUUCAAGAGUACUAAGAAAACAGCGUCUCAUGAAGUGCCCGAUAAGAGUACUGAUGAUGAACCAUUUCAUGAAGUGCUGGACACGAGUUUCAUAUACCGCAGGUGGUCCGAGUAUGUACAUGCACACAACCUGAUAGAAUAUUGCUUAUGUUUAAAACCGAAGCGAAUCCACCAUACCAAGGGCGCAAUACACCUCGCCUUAGACAGGAUAAUUAACGAAGUCCUUUUCAUUGGACCUGCCAUCAAAUAUAUAGGAAGUGGCAUAGCAACCAUAAAAGAGAGAUGUUACCAAAUACCCAAGCGGAUUGAGAGACACAUAAGUCUUUGUUACAGACGUAACAAACGUCUAAAUGAGGGGUACAUUGGGAUGUGCUUCUACUGCACAUUUUACAUUCCUUGUGUGUUUGUACAUCUGAUAAAGAGAUUUAUGGAUUUCUUUGACAUUCAAGCUCAGAUUCAAGGUAAGCUAGAUGAGGUGAUCUACACAUCCAGUGAUCGUCUCACCCUGGAUCUGUGGGAACACAUAUUCACAGAGGUUAAAAGCAAAUCCACAUUCGCUGAUGACCCUGAAAGCGCCAUAAGGAUAUCUUCAGUUCGAGGUGACUGGACUCUAGGCGACAUAAAAUGUGAAGACGAAGAAACAGAAAAAAAGCGUGAGAAACUUCUACACUAUGUGAUAGAAAUGGAUUAUGGUCAGAGCCUUCUGGUGUGGCAUAUUGCCACUGAGCUCUUAUACCAAACAUACGAAACAGAAAAAGGCACUAAUGCAAAUCAUAGCACCCGUGAGUUCAGUAAAAUCCUUUCAGACUACAUGAUUUAUCUCCUCAUUAUGCAACCCACUCUAAUGUCAGCUGUUGUGGGUAAUGGAAAGAUAAGAUUUAGAGACACGUGCGAGGAGGCUAAGAGGUUCUUUGAUAGGAGGCAUAUCUUGGGCAGGUCCAUAAAGAAGGUCACCAAUGCAAAGAGAGCCAGCUUGGCCAUUUUAUCAGUGGCGGCCCCAGCAAAAGCUGAGAUCAUUGACGUGAAAGGUGAUAGAAGCAAGUCCGUCCUGUUUGAUGCAGCCAAGCUUGCCAAAGAGCUUAAGGGUUUCAGCAAGAAGGAGGAGGACGACGCAGAGAUGUGGACAAUAGUGAGCAAAGUGUGGGUUGAGUUGCUUUCAUAUGCAGCGACCAACUGUGGCGCUAUAGAACAUGCAGCUCAACUAAGCAAAGGAGGAGAACUCAUCAGCUUUGUUUGGCUAUUGAUGACUCAUUUGGGACUAGGAGAUCAUUUCCAGAUUAACCAAAGAGAUGCUAGAGCCAAACUGAUUAUAGGCAAGUGA